Molecule: messenger RNA, 1055 nt
Organism: Didymodactylos carnosus
Lineage: Eukaryota; Metazoa; Rotifera; Eurotatoria; Philodinida; Philodinidae
Source: the annotation of a GenBank genome assembly
AUGAACCGUCGAAAGCUGUCUGAUGACUUGUAUCAUCAACUGAAAGAAGAGCAUGAAAAAUUAAAAUCAAAAUAUCAAGACAAUCCAAAGAUAAAACUGUAUCGUGGACAAUUAAUGUCAAUGAAUGAAAUUGAAGGACUUAGACAAUAUCAAUGGAGGAAUUUUAAGGUGAACAAUUGUCUGUUAUCAACCUCACUCAAUCGCAAUGUAGCAUUGAAUUUUAUUAAAUCAUCAAAACAAUUGGUAGGAUUAGAACGUGUUUUCUUCGAAAUUAAUGUUGAUACUGCAAAAGAGAAUCGUCCCUACGGUGAUAUAUCGCAUUUAAGUUAUUUUCAUGAUGAAGCGGAAAUUUUAUUUAUGAUUGGCAUGCAAUUUGGUAUGCCAGAAUAUGAUGUAACAUAUGAUGAAAAUGACAAAGUUUGGAUAAUUAAAUGUUCUUUAGAUAAUGUUUAUGUUGAAGAAAGAAUAGAUGGAAGUCUGAAAAGAAUUAUAAAAAACUGUAUCAGACAAUAUAUAGACAAUUAUGUAAUAAUUUCUCGUAUGUCUAAGGACCCUACUAAGCUGUUUACUGAAUUAAUGAAUGUAUUUCCAUUGGAAAAAGAAUGGAUAUUCGCUUAUAAACUUUUUUGUCAAGCUAUGUGGAACGAUAUGAGUACAUCAAUAUCACUGUAUGAUGAAGCAAUAAAAAUUUGGCUCAAUUAUUUAAAAGAUGAUGAAUUAAAUUGUUCAAUUAAUAUUGGUAACAUUUAUGAAACCAUUGGCGGUUUGUAUAAGUAUACGAAAGAGAAUGAUCUGGCUAAGAAGCAUUUUGAUUUAGCAAUUUCUUAUUUACAAGCAGCAAUUGAAAGUAGUGGCACUACUACGGAACAUGAAAAAAUACAAAUAUUAGAUACAAUGAUUUCCAUAUGCGAAUGGAAAGUAAUGAUGAGUAACAGCGGCGUAACCAGGAUUUUUAGUACAAUGGGCAAACUUCUAUUGUAUCGGAAAAAAACGAUGGGCAAAAUGGGCAAGGUUUUUGUCGAUGGGCCAAAAGAUUUUUGGUCCAAAAAGAACAC